AUGCUGCUGGAGUACUCGCUGUACUACUACCUGGACCAGGACAGGGAGCGUGGGCUCAGCUACAUCAACAGCACCGUCGGCGCCAACAUCAAGUCGCAGACGACGAUCAGCGUCACGGGCAUGCAGUACCGCUUCCUGGACUCGCAGCUGCUGGAGCUGGCCCGAAAGUUCCGUGUGUAUGUUCGCAAGCCCAGCGCGGAGGACAGGGACGCGUGCGCCUCGAGCGUGCCCGUGACCGUGGAGGGCAUGCAGCGGCAGCUGACGGCGUUUGACAACGCGGUGCAGGACACGCUCAAGGAGUACCUGUGCCACGUGCUCAGGCUGCCGGUCAUUGACACAUCGCACGUGCCGGACAUGUCUGAGUCGGACGUCACCUUCCUGAAGCGCAAGCUGUUCAACUACCUGACCAAGGCCAGCCGCACGGUGUGCCGCAGCAAGGACGACGUGGUGAGCUAUGUUGCGCCGCAGGACACGGUCAUCCCGACGACGGAGUCGACGUUCCGCACCAUUGCCCACAUCCGGCCCACACGCUACGUGUGCCAGGUGCCCAUGUCCGUGGCCAAUGAGCUGGUUGCUGGACAGCGAGCUGAAGCGGCUGCGCAAGAAGGCGUUGGUGCUGAUGCCGGUUAUACCGCAAGCACGGGCGCUGCUUCUGCCACUGCAAAUGCUUCUGCUGGCACUGCUGUUGCUAUUUCCACUGCUUCUUCUGCUGCCGGCGGCGAUGGGCCUGUCGACCUCAGUGCCCACGCAGUGCUCGAAGGUCCGCGCAAGGAAGUGGCGGCGGCGUCGAAGGUGCUGUUGCUGACCACAUGCGAGAGGCUGUUCCCGGCCAAGGUGAAGCAGGCCGUGUGGGAGGUGGAGCUGUACCAGUAUCACACCAUCAGCGAGACGCUGCCGGCUGUGCAGCUGCGCGCGGAGAUUCGCGAGGGAAGCAUCAUCAACGCCCGCGACAUGAACGCCGAGAGGAGCGGGCCCCCUGCGGUACAACGAGGCGCGCGUGACCACGUCCGCACGGUGACGCAGACGGCUGCGGACCUGACGACGGCGUACCGCGCGCUGCUGACGACGGCGCGGGACAACAAGAUUCGCUCGCUUGCCACGUGCGCGCUCGGGUGCGGCGCCUUCCGCUGCUCCCCAUACGCGUCUGCACGCGCGCUGUUUGAGGUGAUUGACGAGGUGGACCGCGACGGCACGUUCGACGUGAGCAUGCUGUCGGCGUUUAAGCAGCCGUUUGAGAAGUACUAUGGCGAGAAGGUGGGCAGCGGGCUGUAUGAGGACCUGCAGCGCAGCACACUGGAUGCGCCGGUCAACGAGAUGCCAGCUGACACCAUCCACGUGGGGCCAACGUACACGGUGCCGCCCUCCAAGGCGGAGCUGGACAACAAGGCCGCGUGGAACGGGUUUACACAUGACGCGACGCUGCUGAUUGAAAACGCCUUCAACAAGUACCGGGCUGCCAUCGCUGCCAAGCGCAAGCGCAGCAAUGCUGACAACGAUGAUGAUGAUGAUGAUGAUGAUGAUGAUGAUGAUGAUGAUGAUGAUGAUGAUGAUGAUGAUGAUGAUGAUGAUGAUGAUGAUGAUGAUGAUGAUGAUGAUGAUGAUGAUGGUGAUGGCGAUGAUGGCAGUGUCGGCAAGCACAGGGGUGUCGGUGCUGGCGGCGUUGCUGCGGAGCAUGCGCGCGAGAUGCCCAAGGAGAUGCCCAAAGCCGUGCGGGCGCUUCCCUGA
Salpingoeca rosetta is the source of this 1725-nucleotide messenger RNA. RefSeq lists its product as uncharacterized. Lineage: Eukaryota; Choanoflagellata; Craspedida; Salpingoecidae. Bases 1 to 1725 code for a protein of 574 amino acids. The transcript has 5 exons. The record is from RefSeq and is a predicted model, not a curated record.